AUGCCUGAACCAGCCAAUUCCGCACCGGCGCCCAAGAAGGGCUCCAAGAAAGCCGUGACCAAGAGCCAGAAGAAGAAUGGCAAGAAGCGGAGGAAGAGCAGGAAGGAGAGUUAUGCCAUCUACGUGUACAAGGUGCUCAAGCAGGUCCACCCCGACACCAGCAUCUUGUCCAAGGCCAUGGGCAUCAUGAACUUCUUCGUCAAUGACAUCUUCAAGCGCAUCGCCAGAGAUUCUUCCCGCCUGGCUGACUAUACUUCUGCUUUAAAACAACCUGCUAUAUCUGAUACAAGACCCCGGGUUGCUCACCUUGUUGUGGGAUGA
Messenger RNA from Rana temporaria (common frog), 321 nucleotides. RefSeq names its product histone H2B 1.1-like. Gene Ontology annotation, cellular component: nucleosome. Gene Ontology annotation, molecular function: protein heterodimerization activity; DNA binding; structural constituent of chromatin. The record is from RefSeq and is a predicted model, not a curated record. Bases 1 to 321 code for a protein of 106 amino acids. NCBI's taxonomy places the organism in Eukaryota, Metazoa, Chordata, Amphibia, Anura, Ranidae. The transcript has a single exon.